GUAGCAUAGCGCGCGGAGACCUGUCCUCUCUUCCUGCUAGGUUAGCACUGAAGGAAGGAUUCCCGUUUAUAUAAGGCGAUAGCGCGCGUAGACCUAUCCUCUCUUCCUGCUAGGUUAGCACUGAAGGAAGGAUUCCCGUUUAUAUAAGGCGAUAAAAAGUCAUGCCGAAGACCAUAACCUCUCUCCAGCGCUUAGUUUCUUUCCGCUUUGUCAAUGCAGUCGGUGUAGAGUAGCCUACGAUGUGGACUUGAUAGUGAUGCGCAGCCAACAACAACCAAAAAGAUGAAAUGCUUCUCCCGGUACCUACCUUACCUCUUCAGACCCUCGAGCACCAUCCUCUCCUCCAGCUGUCACACUGAAGCUGACAUCAUAUCCACGGUUGAGUUCAACCCAACUGGAGAGCUGCUGGCGACCGGGGACAAGGGAGGGAGAGUAGUGGUGUUCCAGAGAGAACAGGAGAGUAAGAACCAGCCCCACAGGAGAGGGGAGUACAAUGUUUACAGCACCUUCCAGAGCCACGAGCCUGAGUUUGACUACCUGAAGAGCCUGGAGAUCGAGGAGAAGAUCAACAAGAUACGAUGGCUGCCUCAACAGAACGCCGCCUACUUCCUCCUCUCCACCAAUGAUAAAACAGUGAAGCUGUGGAAGGUCAGUGAGCGGGACAAGAGACCGGAGGGCUACAACCUGAAGGACGAGGAAGGGAGGAUCCGAGACCCCACCACCAUCACCUCCCUGCGGGUACCAGUGCUGCAGCCCAUGGACCUGAUGGUGGAAGCCACUCCCAGGCGAGUAUUCUCCAAUGCCCACACGUACCACAUCAACUCCAUCUCUGUGAACAGUGACUACGAGACCUACAUGUCCACAGAUGACCUGAGAAUUAACCUGUGGAACCUGGAGAGCACCAACAGAAGUUUCAACAUCGUGGACAUCAAGCCGGCCAACAUGGAGAUGCUGACGGAGGUGAUCACAGCAGCAGAGUUCCAACCCAACCAGUGUAACACCUUCGUUUACAGCAGUAGCAAGGGCUCCAUCCGACUGUGUGACAUGAGGGCCUCAGCACUGUGUGACAACCACUCCAAACUGUUCGAGGAGCCAGAGGACCCCAGUAACCGCUCCUUCUUCUCCGAGAUCAUAUCGUCCAUCUCAGAUGUCAAGUUCAGCCACAGCGGGCGCUACCUGAUAACACGGGACUACCUCACGGUCAAGGUGUGGGACCUCAACAUGGAGAGCAAACCUCUGGAGACUUACCAGGUUCAUGACUACCUGAGGAGUAAGCUGUGCUCCCUGUAUGAGAACGACUGCAUCUUCGACAAGUUUGAAUGUGUCUGGAAUGGGUCUGACAGUGUGAUCAUGACCGGCUCGUACAACAACUUCUUCCGCAUGUUCGACCGCAACACCAAGCGUGACGUGACCCUGGAGGCGUCGAGGGAGAACAGCAAGCCCCGGGCCAUCCUGAAGCCCAGGAAGGUGUGUGUAGGGGGCAAGAGACGCAAGGACGAGAUCAGCGUGGACAGCCUGGACUUCAGCAAGAAGAUCCUGCACAGCGCCUGGCACCCCUCUGAGAACAUCAUCGCCGUGGCCGCCACCAACAACCUCUACAUAUUCCAAGACAAGGUCAACUAAUGGAUGGAGCAGCACAGACCAGCAUAGAGCCUCCUGACUGGCUGAUCACACUCACCUGGGAGAGGGCCGCAAGGCUGGGAAUCUCUGGCCGCACUGCAACUUGUGAAGAGACACAGACAGCGUUGCAGCUCUCUUCAUCCGCUCCACCUCAGAGACUUGCACCCAUGUUGUAAAUCUAGGGUUGCCCUCUGUUGCAUCCAGAACACUGAAGAACGAUGGCUGUCAACAUCUUUUGUUUGUCCAUUUUAAAAUGUUCCCCCUCUUAAGUUGUUGCUGUAGUUUAAGGUUAUGCACAUACAUGCAGGGACGAUACUUUUUUGUUCCUUAGAAGCUUUGCAUUGGGGAGAUGACCUGAGACUGGCUCUACAAACUCAACCUUUGCAUCCCUGAGAUGGUGUGCGCUUGACGCCCUUUGACCUCUCCUGCCCCUUCCGUUUCAUUCAUUUAUUAUUUAUCUUCAUGAAGGUUUUAAAACAUGCAGAGGAACCGCUGUUACCGGGUAGUAUUGAUUAAAACAAUGUAGCAAGCUUUUUGUUGCAAUUUUUUUUAAAGAACUUUACAAAAUCGAAUAAAAAAAAUAGGUACAU
Molecule: messenger RNA, 2210 nt
Organism: Salvelinus sp. IW2-2015
Lineage: Eukaryota; Metazoa; Chordata; Actinopteri; Salmoniformes; Salmonidae
Product: serine/threonine-protein phosphatase 2A 55 kDa regulatory subunit B beta isoform
Cellular component (GO): cytosol; protein phosphatase type 2A complex
Molecular function (GO): protein binding; protein phosphatase regulator activity
Source: RefSeq, a predicted model, not a curated record